CGAUUUCAAGCCCAGUUCAGUGUUGAAGAAGACGGCCAUCCUCAAUGGCAACGACACAAGAGGAGUCCACGCCGCUGCUGCCGACGACCGUUGAGAAGCGGAAAGUCCGGGAUCGCCAACGCCGUCAACUCAUGUGCUUCGGUGGCGUUGCGGCCCUGGCGGCAUGUGCAGUGGGCGUCUGGUGGUGGACAAAUGAGACGCCACUCGACCUGUUCAUCCCAGACGUCCCCCUCACGCCGUGGACGAGUGACGUGAUGGAACCACCGUUCGAGAAAGAGGCCAAUCUCAUUCGACCACACUUGAUCUCGGAAGACUUGUUGAAACGACCCAUCCCCACGAAUGCAUGGUGGACGAAUCUGCUGAUCAGCGACUCUCACGGGCAAAACACAGGAGCGGGACAAGUCACCCUUUCUCCGUAUACCAUCGCCAGUUGGCCCCACGUCAUGCAGGUGUCGUACGGUGACGAUCGACGUGUGGAAGAGCCGAGCAAGAUCGAGGAAUAUUUCAGUGCCGACCUCACUUUCGGCACAGUCGUGCCUAGCAUUUCUCGCGAAGUCGUAGCAUUCGACCCUCUGACGGUGCACCUCCAGUACCGAAACGAGUCGAACGGAACCACGUUCACAGUGCUCUUGGCGCGAGGAUCCCCGUAUGUCUCCAUCAACUAUACUCUGAGCGCACCCAUGAUCACGACGACGUACUUCAACAUCCUCUGGUGCAACAACGCGUCCAUCUCCAAGACCCCCACGACCGUCGCCGGCUCGACGUUCACGGUCGUCACUCAAAUCGAGCACCAGAAAACCCAGGAAUGGCUGAUUUUCUUCCCCACAAAUGUCACCGUGAGCAUUAACUCGACGUCGUUUGCUGUCCAAGACGAGACGUUCUCGGGCAUCGUUCGUGCUGCCAUCGUGCCUCGCAACAGUCCCGACGGCACCGCCGCGCACCUGCGCCAACAUGCAUCGAUCGUCCCCGUCGCGUCCGCAGUGUCCCUGUCGUCCAACGUGACCACGGGCAUCAUGGAGUUUACGUGGAAGACCGUGGCGACGACCACCGACUCAAUCGCGGCGGCGUCGUUGCUCAUGCUGGCACACCCGCAUCACGUGGACAGCCUCGUCCCUUCGGCCACGCGCAACCGGUCGUCAACAACCACCGUCAUGCACUCGUCCAGUUCUGGCGAUCCGUUCGCGUCCUCCACGCCCAGUAUUCUCCUGGGACCGUUUGGCCAUCGCACGAUCAAGGGCAAUAUGUCGUUCGUGCUGGGCAACUCGUGGCUGCUCGCCGAUACGUUCCAAGAGGUGGGCUUCAACUCACGGCAUCCGAUAGCCGCCGACGCCAUCGCGCCGCUGUUGGUCGCGUUGAAAAACGACUCCAACUUCACGCCGCAAGCGCUGGACCCGUACUUUUUCGGCAAAGAAAUCGCCCGCCAGGCGCGGCUGGUGCUCAUCGCCGACGAACUCAACCAAGGCACGACCAAGCUGCUCGACCAGCUCGAAGACUGGCUGUUGCCGUGGUUUGUGGGCAAGAACUUUGACUUUUUCGUGUACGACACGGUCUGGGGCGGCGUAUGUUCGGUCAAGGGCCUACGCGGCGUGUUUUGGAUGACGGAUUUCGGCAACGGGUGGUACAACGACCACGUACGUGUAUUGUGUUUUAAGAUGGCUGUAUAUGAGUGUGUGUAUGAUCUCUCCAUGUCGAUUUUGUCGGUUGGACCAAACAGUUGGACUCUUAUCCUGCUUUGCGAAGUCCAUGGAUUGAUUUUUUGCGCUGAAUGUUGUUAGAGGUUAAAAAAGUUAAUGUGGAUUCCACUCAUUUUAGUUGUGCGCCGAAUCUGUCGAUCGAGUUUUUGUACAAACAAAUUUUGUAAAAAUUGUCCAAGAUUUACACUAAUUUCAGUCACACACUAUUUGGGUUAAAGGGUUGAACUGGUGGUUAAACAUUUUAAUUCUUUUUUUCUUCUUUUUUUUUGCUGCAAUCGGAUUGUCUAAUUAAAUACAACAUGUAUCUGCCCAACUUCGGUACAUUUGAUGCUGUCGAUACAUUUGGCAAUGUGGAAAAAACUCAACCAUAUGUUGUAUCAUGUUAGAAUAUCUUGGUCUUAUAGAUAGUAUAUUGCUUUGGUGUAGCAUUUCCACUACGGGUACUUUAUCUACGCCGCGGCGGUGGUGGCCAAGUACCGUCCCGACUUUGUCCUGCGACAUCGCGCCGCGCUCAUGUCGAUCGUGCGUGAUAUUGCCAACAACAGCCCCCACGAUCCUUACUUUCCGUUGGCACGGCACAUGUCAUGGUUCGACGGGCACUCGUUUGCUAGCGGCGUGUACGUGUUGGAUGGCGGCAAGUCCCAAGAAAGCGUCUCCGAAGCGAUCAAUGCGUACUAUGGCGUGUAUUUGUUGGGCCAAGCGCUGAGCAUGCCGGCGGUGGAACAUAUGGGGCGCCACUUGAUGACGUUGGAAAUGCGGGCGGCGACGACGUAUUGGCAAACCACGGAUGCGAUUUACGGGUCAGUGUACGCCCAGAACCAAAUGACGGGGCAGAUUGGCAGCACCAAGGUCACGUAUGCGACGUGGUUUGGGCCAGAAGUAGAGCAUAUGCACUUGAUCAACUUGAUGCCGUUCACGCCCGUGACCGAGUUGUUUGUGUCGGCCGCGUUUGUCACGAGGGAGUACCCGAUCUUGGCCAAGGCGUUGCAUCGACCAGCGGCCCCCAUGGAUGAGAUCUGGAAAGGCUACACGUACCUGGACCAUGCGAUCGUCGACGCCAAGGCCGCGUGGGCCGAAGUGGCCACGCUGAAAUCGUUUGACGAUGGCAAUUCCCGCGCGAAUUCGCUGUAUUGGAUUGCCACCCGUCCCACCAACUAGACGACGACGCGCGAGGCUCUUGCGACUGUCGGAAGUAUGUGAAGAAAUAUCCCUUGCAUAUAUAUAGGAUAUAAAAAUGGCUUUGCGAGUGGGUCGGCGACAGUGAUGUUGGAUAUAUUAUAUAUUACUAUUACUUUGAAGUAUUAAUAUUGAAGUAUUAAUAUAUAUAUAUAAAGAUGGCUU
Aphanomyces astaci is the source of this 3035-nucleotide messenger RNA. RefSeq lists its product as hypothetical. The transcript is spliced from 6 exons. Lineage: Eukaryota; Oomycota; Saprolegniomycetes; Saprolegniales; Verrucalvaceae. The coding region runs from base 45 to 1775 and encodes 576 amino acids. The record is from RefSeq and is a predicted model, not a curated record. Gene Ontology annotation, molecular function: endo-1,3(4)-beta-glucanase activity.